Molecule: messenger RNA, 3928 nt
Organism: Coregonus sp. 'balchen'
Lineage: Eukaryota; Metazoa; Chordata; Actinopteri; Salmoniformes; Salmonidae
Source: the annotation of a GenBank genome assembly
AUGGAGGAUGAUCAGCAGAGUAAGAACUGCACAGCAGAUAAUCUACCACUGUGUAAUUUCUACGCCUCAAUGAUGAUUGUGGAAUUCUUCUUGGCUCUGCCGCUAAACCUCUCAGUGCUUUAUCUUUCAAUAUUCAAGAUGAAGUUCUGGAAAUCUAACAGCAACAAGGGGAGCGGCGGAGUACAGAGGGAGGAACCUGCAAAGCCAUGCUCUUCAUGCUGUUUCUGAACCGAGGUGCCAGUAUCGCCUUCCUGACUGUGAUUUCAGUUGAUCGUUACUUCAAUGUGGUUCAUCCUUGGAAAAAGAACUUUGCCAAGACUUUCAAAAAGUCUCCUCAUAUCUCUGUCAUCAUCUGGCUACUACUGCUCCCCCUGACUAUCCCCACCAUGCUGAAGACCUCUGAGUGCUGUAACAGUUAUGGGCGUAAAAAUGACACUCUGGUCGAGGACGUCACUGACACUCUGAGAGAGGUUGUGUUUUUCACCCAGAUUCUCAUCCCUUUCUUUGUGUUGGUCUACUGCACGGUCCACAUUGUCAACAGACUCAAAAAGAAGACAGUAGGGAAGAAGACCAAGCUGCGUCGAGCAGUGUUUCUGGUCACCUCAGUUGUCUUGGUCUUCUCUUUCUAUUUCCUGCCUUGUACCAUAGCUAGAAUGGUUCUGUUGAUUGUGAGAGUUGAGAAUUUACCCAGAGCAGAAUAUAUAGUUGUUCAAGUAUUUGACAGUCUCAUGGAUUUAUCCUACAUGGAUUGUCUAGUGGACCCAAUCGUGUACUGCUAGCAGCACUAAGUUCAAAAGCCUCUCUCUACCUGACAACAUAUUGCCCCUGUCUAAAAUUAGGUGAAAGCACAAACUCGGUAGGAAACAACUCAAAUCCAAAAUGCAGCAACAAUGUAAUGCAGCAUAGUAGGUAAAAUACUUAUUUUCAAAAAAAUUGGAAAUUAAAAUUACAGUUUAUGACUGCAUUACUACUGUUUGUUCUCAUGAUGAGCCAUUCAUGUUAGUUUGCUAAACCAGACUGUGAUUCACUACUUGUUUAUAUAUCGUCAUCUGGUUUCUUUAACCAGUGAUGUCAUCAUGUUAAACAACUCAUAAUGACACUGUUGUUGCUAAUUGUCUGGGUCAAAUAAAUAUUCCUCUUAAGUUAUGUUUAUUUAUGUGUUACUGCAGUACUACUACUACUACUCUUGAUGAGGCCAAUGUUUAUACUUUUUUUAUAGUGUGAGAGUUUUUUUUCUUCUAAUUGUACAUACCUCUCCUUUAUGAUUUUAUUAUUUGAAGUUUAUCAAAAUAUUUUCUGAGCUUCUGUUAUUAUACCAUAUACAUUAAAAUUUUUACAUUUUAGUCAUUUAGCAGACGCUCUUAUCCAGAGCGACUUACAGUUAGUGAGUGCAUACAUUUUUAAUACUGGCCCCCCGUGGGAAUCGAACCCACAACCCUGUCGUUGCAAGCACCAUGCUCUACCAACUGAGCUAUAGGAGGGAGCUAUACUGCAGACGUGGUCAUCCAUACUUCUUACCAUGGAGUGAAUGUGUCAGAACAGGACCCGCCUUAGGCAGCCAUCCAUCUCCUGCGGGAGGUGAAGCAUAAACGUUUGAUCUCUGAUUGGACCUCUGUGGGUUGGCAGAGAGAGAAGAGGUAUCUACUCCAGCAGCCAGAGCAGGGAUCAGGCCCAGCCACUGGGCAGAGAGAGAGGGGGAUAACAGCUGUCCUGCUGAUGAGAAACAGAGAUGGACUUCAGGUGGAGGAUUUAAAAGGUUAAAUUCCUAAGAGACUGAGGAAAAUACUAGGUCUUGUUGUUACAAGGAAGCAUCCCCCAAGAGCUCCUCCUUUAGUCAACACAGCACUUUUUCUUUAUAAAAAAAGAGAACAAAAAAACAUUAAUUGUCAAAGCCUUUAACUAAAUAGAACUGUAAAACAUUGCAUGGUACAAAACACUACUUCAAUAAUGUAAAUAAACAUAAUUUAAUAAACAAUCAUUAAUAAAACAAAAAAUGUGCUUGUAUUGCUUUUCACUGUGGAAUUAAAUAAGUAACUGAUGAGCAUCUCACAAAAUUGUAUUUUUAGUAACUUGGCCCGGUGCCUUUAGCUCUGUAAGUAAAUGCACUCAACUGAAAUAUUUAGGUUACAUUCCUUGACAGUUUAAGGCAGGACAUUGACAUCUGCUCUUUUUAUGAAAUAUCUACAUUGGUCAUUUCAUCGGAUAAUCACAUUUCCAUAUAAACUAUGUGUGAAGGAGAGCCUCCACUAUGGACUAAAUUACUAUUUUUAAAUAUAUGGAUUCAAAGAAUUUAUUGCCAUUUUAAACUAUAGCUUAUUGUGAUGCAAUGUUUUUUUUCUGUAUCGAUUCAUUUAAUCUAUAACCUGCGCUUUCUAUCAUCUCCAACCAUUUCCUGUUGUAUUGCAUUGCUCAUUGUAUUGCCUAAUUGGUGGGAGUGGCUAAUCGGCACAGGUGCCUUCAAUGUGUAAUCGGGGCCUGUGUUUCCUGACUGUGUGGAAGAGACAUUUGUUUUAGCAACCAGCCAUGUGUGCUUAAUUUGUAAGUCUGCAGUUUCUUGAAUAAAGGAAGUACUUUUAACUUUAUUUCUCAGUUCCUCUUUUAUGCCGUUUAGAUGACAAGGUAUCGGCCAGUCUGUCACACUGUCUAUAGUCUUUAUGGGGCUUGCCGUGUCAUGAAUGUUUUUAGAUCAAACCAAGAUAUAGAUUCAUGCCUGCUUCUGUUCGUAUGGAUAAAGCCUUAAGCCACACCACCUGAUUUUCUGUUCCUGUGGAUAUGAGAUAAAACCAAGAGUUUGCACGUAGAGUCCUUACAUUUUUAUUCAUGCUCCUGUGGUGGACACAGAAAGAGAAACAUUAUUUAUCUUUAUUCAAAAGGGGAAAAGGCUGGUCUUGCCGAGUUCUGUAGUUCUGGCUGAAGAACAAUGGAUGCGGUCCAUCUUCAGAACACAUCCUCAAACACUGAGUUCGAUCACUGCAACGAGGGGAAUCAGAUGAUAUACAAAGUCUUCUCUUCAGUGAUGAUCGUGGAAUUCACUCUGGCCUUGCCUCUCAACCUGUCAGUGCUCUACAUCUUCCUCUUCAAAUUCAAAUUCUGGAAAACCAACAGCAUCUUCCUUUUCAAUAUUGUGGUGGCAGAUCUUCUGCUGGUGAUAUGCUUGCCAGCCAAAGCCUAUCACUUCCAGCAUGGACUAAGCCAAAGUGAGAACAACCUGGUCUGUAAGGCCGUGCUCUUCAUGUUGAUUUUGUACCGAGGGGCCAGCAUCGCCUUCUUGACUGUGCUGUCCAUCGAUCGUUACUUCAAUGUGGUUCAUCCUUGGAAAAAGAACUUUGUCAAGACUUUCAAAAAGUCUCCUCAUAUCUCUGUCAUCAUCUGGCUACUACUGCUCCCCCUGACUAUCCCCACCAUGCUGAAGACCUCUGAGUGCUGUAACAGUUAUGGGCGUAAAAAUGACACUCUGGUCGAGGAUGUCACUGACACUCUGAGAGAGGUUGUGUUUUUCACCCAGAUUCUCAUCCCUUUCUUUGUGUUGGUCUACUGCACGGUCCACAUUGUCAACAGACUCAAAAAGAAGACAGUAGGGAAGAAGACCAAGCUGCGUCGAGCAGUGUUUCUGGUCACCUCAGUUGUCUUGGUCUUCUCUGUGUGUUUCCUGCCUUCUACCAUAGCUAGGAUAGUUCUGUUGAUUGUCAGAAUCAAGGAUCUACACAAUGCUGAGACCAUAGCGGUUCAGAUCUAUGACAGUCUCAUGGUUUUAUCCCACAUCGACUGUUUGCUGGACCCACUGGUGUAUUGUUUCUGCUGCUCAGGGUUUAGAGAUGUGUACAUGUCAAAUUUCUGUCCCUUUCUAUUGAGCAAUAGAAGAUCCAAUAGUUCCACAGUCACAGAUGAACAAAAGGUGACCUCUCCCCCGCUGCGGGACAAACUGUGA